GCCUCUAAUGUGUCAGCGCCAAACAGCAGGGACAAAAACUUCGGCAAAAAUGGCGGAGGGUGCAACGUCUCUGAAAGGGUUGCGGGCGCAAAUGGCUGCAGCUGCGCAGGCACAGGCAGAGGAACGGCGCAGCCAGGCAGGGAACAGCCCAACACCACCAGCUCCAGCCAGCACAAUAAAGAGCCAGACCAGGCCAGUCAUUGAUGGGGCAGCCAUGAGGAUAGACGACAAACUCCGAGUGGCCAAAGAGAGGAGAGAAGAGCAGGAAAAGCAACAUGCGGCCCGUGAGACUCAGCUCCUGGAGCGAGAGCGCAAGGCCCAGCUGCAGGUGGAGAGACAGAUGGAGGAGAGGCAGAAGAAGCUGGAAGAGCAGCGCAGGAAAGAGGAACAGAGGAGAGCUGCGGUGGAGGAGAAAAGGAAACAUAAAUUAGAGGAGGAAAAGGAGCACUAUGAGGCUGUGAUGAGACGUACCCUGGAGCGCAGCCAGCGAGUAGAGCAGAGACAGAAGAGAUGGUCCUGGGGUGGACUUUCAGACUCUGAGAACAAAAAUGGACAAAGUGACAGUGGCUCCGCCUCCUUCCCGAUUACUAUAGUAAUCUCCCCCGCUUCUCCAGCCUCCAAGCCACCCAGGAAUCAGACGUCACAAGACAAGCGCUCUUCCUCUACUACGAACCUGAAACAGACUGACUCAGUCAUCAGCAAGCGUCUCUCCUCAUCCUCAGCCACCCUCCUUAAUUCUUCCGAUAAAAGUGCAAAGCGGAGAAGUUCGUCUUUGAACCGGUUGCCUAGCAAUGUUCCUCAGGCCUCUAAAGAAGUGCAUAAGCAGCCUCAGAUGGAAAAGACAGGCCCAAUCCUGAAGAAGCGAAGCUCCUCCCUCUCUCGAGUAGGGGCUAAAACACAGCCCACCACCAAACCAGAGAAAUCCACAGCAGAUGAAUCAGCUCGCCGCUCGUUGGCUGCCCCCGUGGAUAGCAGUGUCCUCAGUCGGCUGCUCACACCCACCCAGGCCUCGCUAGCUAGAAGCAAGAGUGCUGCGGCCCUGUCCGCCGAAGGAGGCGACAUCCAAGAGUCUCACCUGUGUCCUCGUUCAGCAUCUGCAAGCCCCAUGCAGCCCUCGGCCCGUGGACCCCUACGCAGUCGCAGCAGCGAUCGAAAGAAAGGCCCGCCUACUUCUGUGUCAGCAGAUGCCAUUUCCAGUAUGACACAGCAGAAAGGUGAGACAGAGAAGCGCUUCACGUCACCAGUAGGAAAACGCCCUGCCUCGCCCUCCAGUCGUCACCGAUCCCCGUCUCCUUCUCCCGCUGCUAACACCACCACAAGAGCGCCCUCACCUGGAGCAGCCAAGCAGAGUCCACACUUCCGCCCUUCUUCCCCCAGUGGUUUGAAACAGCGGCCUCCAUCCCCUCAGCCCUCUGCCACAUCCAAACCUCCACCCAUUCAGAAACCUGCUCUCACCCCCACCGGCCCUCCUACCCUUCGCAAGAGGGACUCUAAACCAAAGGAUAUGUCUCCCAUGAUGCCUGUCACCCCACAGUCUCCAGAAACCAGCACACCCAGCCCGGCACCUGCACCGAAGACCAAAGAGGAAUCCAGUUCCAAAGCUGUCGCAGGAAAUAACUCUGCUGCAGAGGCUUCUAAGAUCCUGAUGGAAAACCGACGUCUAGCACGCGAGCAGAAAGAGAAAGAAGAGCAACUCCGCAUACAGAAAGAAGAAGAGGAGAGUGCCAGAGGCCCUGAGGUAUCAUGUCUCGACAGGCUGAGGAAAGAGGAGGAGAAGAGACUGGCGGAGGAGGAGCGCUUGAGGCGUGCAGAGGAGGAGAAGAGGCUUGCGGAGGAGAGGAAGAGAGAAGAGGAGGAGCAGGCUCUUAUAGCAGAGGAGGAGAGACAGCGAAUGGAGCAGGAGGAGCAGCAAAGACAGGCCGAGCUAGAUAAAGAGCGCGAGGAGGCUGAAGCAAAGGCUCAAGAGGAAGCAGAGAGGCAGCGUCAGGAGAGAGCACGCAUUAUGCAACAGAACCAACAGGAGCGCAUGGAGAGAAAGAAGAGAAUUGAAGAAAUUAUGAAGAGAACCAGAAAAACAGACCAAAUCGAUUUUAAGAGUAAUGAUGAGAAAGACAUUCCUGAUGAAGAUGGAGAGGAGGCUGAGGACCAAAUAAACUGUGAAAAUAAGGAGAAUGAGGCUGUUGAAUCAGAGCAGAAUGCCAAGAAGACAGAGCCAUCAGACUCUCAGGAGCAUCACUUAUCUGUGGAGGAGCCAGUCACAGAGCAAGUCGGGCCAGUUAUUAGUAUGAACACACGAACAGAUGUGGACAACAAAGAGAACAGCAAUGGACCCAGCACAGAGGAUCCCUCAGUGGACAGCAGCCCACCUCCUAAGUCCUGUCUGAUGGAGGGCUCAGAGUUUGUGAACGAGGACUCUAAAGUGAACCUGGUGCAAGGGUUGAAUGGUAAAGGAGGAUCCUGGAGCUUCGAGGAGCUGAUUGAUCUGGGUGUUCAUGCGAAGAGCAAACCCCUGAUGGACGAUGGGAGCCCUGAGGGCCCUAGAGUGGCCUUCGAUGAGAAAACCUGCUCAAUUCAUCCAGCCCAGCCCAUUGAAGCCCUGUCUGAGAUGUGAAUGCGCAGGUCUGUCUAAGGCCUGCUGAUUAUUGCACUCCGUGAGUCACGUCCAGCUGAGCCUCAGAGUGUCAGCGCUCAGACUCGUCUGGACAGCCAGGGAAAGCGCACAGUGCUGCACAGCCUCUGCAGAUAAUAGACGGAUAAGGCAAGAAAAAAUAAAGAGAAGUUGGAUGUUACAAGCUAAAGAAAUGCUUCAGGGAAAAUGAUAGAUUCCUUCAGUGUGCUUGCUUCGUUUAUCAGCUCUACAUCUUUAUAAUAUUGACAUCAGGAUUAGUUUUUUUCCAUACAUUUCUUAAAUGUUUUUUGUUUUGUUUUGUUUGUCUUUUAAAUGUGGAGACAACUUAUUUAUUCAUGCGGCUUCUUCACAUUUAAACGAC
Molecule: messenger RNA, 2990 nt
Organism: Sinocyclocheilus grahami
Lineage: Eukaryota; Metazoa; Chordata; Actinopteri; Cypriniformes; Cyprinidae
Product: ensconsin-like
Exons: 21
Coding region: 8-2611 (867 amino acids)
Biological process (GO): microtubule cytoskeleton organization
Cellular component (GO): microtubule cytoskeleton
Source: RefSeq, a predicted model, not a curated record